Theileria annulata is the source of this 1173-nucleotide messenger RNA. RefSeq names its product Tash1-or TashAT-like protein, putative. Gene Ontology annotation, cellular component: chromatin; nucleus. Bases 1 to 1173 code for a protein of 390 amino acids. The transcript has a single exon. NCBI's taxonomy places the organism in Eukaryota, Apicomplexa, Aconoidasida, Piroplasmida, Theileriidae. Gene Ontology annotation, molecular function: DNA binding. The record is from RefSeq and is a predicted model, not a curated record. Gene Ontology annotation, biological process: regulation of DNA-templated transcription.
AUGGUUCGAGUUAAUACUUUAUUAUUGGUUUAUGCGGGAUUUCUAUAUCAUAUAAAGAUUGUGUCUUCAAUUGUCUUAGAUCUAAAUGACAUCGUCAAUUCAGGUCUCAAGAUACAUGAAGAUUCCCAAGAUGGAAUAGUUACCACAAAAAUAUACUCUACACCAGAAAAAAAGAUAACUAAAAUACUUAAUGGUAAAGCAUUAGUUUGGAUGGCAUUACCAGGUGAAUAUGUUAAAUGUAUUAAUAUCUUUAUGUUUAAACGUUGUAAGAAAGUACUUUGUACCAUCGAAAUUGAAAAUCCAAGAAAAACCGAUAUCUUUUAUCUACAUAAAUAUUAUUCACAUUAUAAUUAUAUCAGUAAAGAAGAGUACUACGAAAAUUUUGAAAGAUUUUCCUACAAGCAACCUAAGCCUAAAAAAAAACUAGGUAGACCUAGAAAACAGAAACCUGAACCUGAAACAGAUCACUCUGAAGUACAUAAACAAGAGAAGGUUGCUAAACCUAAACGUAAAAGGGGUAGACCUAGAAAACAAAAAUCUGAUCGUGAAGAACCUAAACGUAAACGAGGUAGACCAAGAAAACAUAAAGCAGAAGAACGUGAGACAGAUGAAGAAGACCACGAAAGUGAAAUUUCAGAUAUUGAACUGUUAUUUUCAUCAGAUGAGGAACCAAUUGAACUAUUAGACACUGAAUUGACGGAUAGUGCAGAUGAACAUUUAGAACCUGAGGAACCAAUUGAACUAUUAUACACUGAAUUGACGGAUAGUGCAGAUGAACAUUUAGAACCUGAGGAACCAAUUGAACUAUUAGACACUGAAUUGACGGAUAGUGCAGAUGAACAUUUAGAACCUGAGGAACCAAUUGAACUAUUAGACACUGAAUUGACGGAUAGUGCAGAUGAACAUUUAGAACCUGAGGAACCAAUUGAACCAUUAGACACUGAAUUGACGGAUAGUGCAGAUGAACGAGAAUUACAACCAGAAACUAUUCCAGUUGAAGUUGAGUCAGAUGAUGAACAUGAGGAUAUUGAUCUGGAACAAGAGUUAUUAAAUGAACCACUAUUUGGAGAAGAUGUUGAGAAAUUGUUAGAACGUGAACUUGACAGAACUGGUCUAUCAACAAAUGAACUUGAUUCAGUAUUUGAAGAGAAAUCUAAAGAAGAUGAUAAUUAG